AUUUGCAAACGCAGCUGUUGCCAAUUUUUGUAGCUUAGCUUUAGUUAAAUUUCACGGCUGGCUAGCUGUCUAAAAGCGAUUAAAUUAUGCCACUGUAUGAGAGCGUAAUGCAAGAAAAGCCACCAAUUGUCCUGGAUAUUGGUACUGCCUACACCAAGCUAGGCUUUGCGGCGGAGGCCUAUCCACGUAAGAUUAUACCCACAACAGUGGUGCUGACCACAACGGGCGUGACAAAGCGACUCUUUGACUAUGUGGGCACCGAGCAGCUGUACGAUCAAAUUGUGGACUUUCUGCAAACCAUAUUCUUCAAGCAUCUGCUGGUCAGUCCCAAGGAGCGCAAAUUUGUGAUUGUCGAGAACAUAUUCGGGCAGACGAUUAUACGGGAGACGCUGGCGCGUGCGCUCUUCAUUCACUUCGAUGUCUCCUCGGUGCUGUUUGUGCCCGCCCAUCUGAUCGCGCUCUCAACGCUGGCGGUGCCCACGGGCCUGGUUGUGGACAUUGGCUACAGUGAGACAACCAUAAUGCCCGUGUUCAGUGGUGUGCAGAUUCUGUCCGCGUUCAAGGAUCAUAGCUACGGCAGCAGCGCUGUGCAUGAUGAGAUCCGGCGUCAAUUGGUGGCGACAGGCGUCAAGGAGCCGCUGCUAACGUCCAGUGUGCUGGAGGACAUCAAGAUACGCACCUGCUUUGUCAACAGCUAUGAGCGUGCCCAGGCGCGGGCCAGCAGCGACCAGACGCAGCCGCCUCCGCCGCCGCCCAGCGUUGACUAUGCGAUAUGUGAUGGCGAUGCGGUGAUUAGCAUACCCGGCACCGUUCGGGAAUCGGUUUACGAGCUGAUGUUCGAGCAGAACAAUGAACGCGAUAGCCUGCCGCAUCUGAUACUGCGCGCCAUACUCGACUGCAGCAUGGAUGUGCGCCGUGCGCUGAUCGAAAGCAUAUUUGUGAUUGGCGGCGGUGCCAUGGUGUUGGGCCUCCUGCCGCGCCUCAAACAGGAGCUGCAACAGCUGCUGGCCAACGAUAGCUACUACCGAGAGCGUUUUCACGGCGAACUGCAGUUCAAGUUCUACAAUUCAAUUGGCAAGCAAAACUUUACAGCCUGGCUGGGCGGCGCACUGUGCGGCGCCACGGAUCUGAUACAGACGCGUUCGCUGUCCAAGGAGUCGUAUCUGCGGAACGAGCAUGUGCCCGACUGGAGUAAUCUGUGCGAUAAUCGGCAUGGCGGCUAAUCAAUAUCUAUCUAUCAUAUAUAUACAAUAUAUACACACACGCAGAUUUUAUUUCAAAAUUGCAUUCAUGUAUUAUAUAUAGACUCUUUAUAUGCUAUUCAAUUGUCAUAGGCUAAAAGUGAACUUCGAGUAGGAAAAACUUGCAUACGAGUAUAAAAAAAUGUAUCAUAUUGCGCUUAAAGCUACAAAUUUUCUUAUGAGUUUAUUGUGCAUUGAGAAACUCCAGAUAUAUCUUCUCUUCGGAAUAACUGGCAAAUGAUGCAAAAGGCUCGUUUGAAUCGUGUUUAGGAAAUGCGAUUUUUUUAAACAAUUGCUUUUUAAUAAUAUACUUUAGUUAAACACGUUUUAAGCAGCUGCUAAUUAUUUAUUUUAACCCGUUUUUCAGAGAUAUCCCCAAAUAUGGGAUCCUCUCGAAUAAAUGUCUGUACUUUACGGCACUUUGUGUUUUUUAA
Messenger RNA from Drosophila novamexicana, 1675 nucleotides. It is a transcript of the gene Arp10, whose product is annotated as actin-related protein 10. The record is from RefSeq and is a predicted model, not a curated record. Lineage: Eukaryota; Metazoa; Arthropoda; Insecta; Diptera; Drosophilidae. The coding region runs from base 87 to 1223 and encodes 378 amino acids. Gene Ontology annotation, biological process: retrograde axonal transport of mitochondrion. The transcript has 3 exons.